Messenger RNA from Ectocarpus siliculosus, 1317 nucleotides. Lineage: Eukaryota; Phaeophyceae; Ectocarpales; Ectocarpaceae. The record is from the annotation of a GenBank genome assembly.
AUGACCUCAACACGCCGCUCACGCCAGCCGCCUCGGGGGGCUAUGAAUUCCCUCCACGACGCGGCGUUCAAGGGAUCCACGGAGCGCACGGCGGAGCUCUUGGCGACCGGUUCUUGGGACAUCAACCAGGGCACCGUCAACAACUGGACCCCCCUCAUAUUCGCGGCCAGCAUGGGUCACUCGAGCGUGCUCGGGAUCCUGCUUAGCAAGGGGGCCAACGUAUCCAUCGUGACCGACACCGGCGUCACCGCUCUGCACGUGGCGGUCGAGGGCGGGCACGCCGCGGCUACGAGGGUGCUGGCAGAGGCGGGCGCCGACCUGAACAGGCCCGACCCUCAGGGCUUCUCGCCGCUGCACGUCGUGGCCGACUUCGGGUUCACGGACGUGAUGAGAGCGCUGAUAGACGCGGGCGCGAACGUCGACAUCCGCACGCCGGUCGACGGGGAGACGCCGCUGUUCAGGGCGAUGACGGAAGGGCAGCUGGAAGCGACGAGGGAGCUCCUGCGCGCGAACGCAAACCCGCUGAUAACCAGGGCGCCGCUGCCGACGCUGCUCCCGCUGGACUCGGCCGCUCGCAACGGCAACUUGCUGGUGAUGCGCGAGCUGAUACAGCGGGUCGGGAUCGAGGGCUGCGGGGGCCAGAGCCGCGGCGAGGUUGCUCUCCUGAUGGCCGGCGAGGGCCGGCGCGUUGCUGCCAUGGCGUUGUUGACGCACGCAGGGGUGGUGGAUACGGGGCAGGCGUUGACCAUCUCCGCCGGUCUCGGCAGGGAGGCCUCCGUCAAGUAUCUCCUGCAGAACCACGCCAAGCACUACGGCCCCGGGGCAUACGUGAACGUCCGCGAUCGCAACGGCACGACGCCCCUGCUGAGCAGCAUUUAUGUCUGCGGUGUUGACGAGCAGUCGAGCUUUCCCAGGGUGGCGCGGUUGCUGGUGGAGGCCGGGGCAGACACGACAACCGAGCUUCGACGGACGAACUCCAUGGGUGUCGUGCUGUUUAGCUGCACCCCCCUGAAGCUCACCGUCCACAUCCUCCAGGACAAGAAGGUCGACGGGACCUACAUCUCCAAGCAGCGCCUCUGGAGGCUGGAGGGCAUCCGCCGCUUGCUGCUGCAGGUGGAGGCGGUCCACGCGGAAUCCUGGCUGUGGCCUAGUAGUAGCGGGGAUGGUGGUCGUCGCCCUGAUAACGCAGCAGAGGUUACCACCGCGACAAAUGCUGCGGCGCCCAAGCUGGGACGAGUGCUGCCGAUCCUGAGACGAAGGGCUAGGCGACCCGGGGUGGUGUGGACGGCCCUGUGCAGGCAUCAGAGGAAGCCGUGA